Loxodonta africana (African savanna elephant) is the source of this 1412-nucleotide messenger RNA. RefSeq names its product olfactory receptor 2L3-like. Gene Ontology annotation, biological process: detection of chemical stimulus involved in sensory perception of smell; G protein-coupled receptor signaling pathway. Gene Ontology annotation, molecular function: G protein-coupled receptor activity; olfactory receptor activity. The transcript has a single exon. Gene Ontology annotation, cellular component: plasma membrane. Bases 336 to 1274 code for a protein of 312 amino acids. The record is from RefSeq and is a predicted model, not a curated record. Lineage: Eukaryota; Metazoa; Chordata; Mammalia; Proboscidea; Elephantidae.
AACAGGUUUGGUUUUUUCUUUGUUUUUUUCUUAAUCAUUCUUAUCCCAUUAAAAUAGGUAUAGCAUAUUUUUAUUUAUUUUUUCAUGGAUCUUCCACAACAGAUUUUGGAUGUAAAUGCAUGAUGUCUUACAUUUUAUCUUUGUGUAAUGGAAUGGUGUUUCUUGUUUUUUAAAAGAAAAACUUGGCUAUUCAUUUAAGCAACUGUAUAAUUUCCUGGAAAAUUCAUUGUUAGAUCAAUCACAGAUAUUAUGAAAAAAUAAAUAAGCAGUUCACUGUUCUUUAUUUACCUUCCACACUCUUGUCUCUUACUUUAGGGGAAACCAAUGAAUAUUCAAUGGGGAAUUGUAGUGAAACAUCAACUGAUUUCAUUUUAUUAGGAGUGUUCCCACCAUCAAGAAUUGGCCUUUUCCUCCUCAUUCUCAUCAUUCUCAUUUUCUUAAUGGCUUUAAUUGGUAACAUAUCCAUGAUUAUCCUCAUCCUACUGGACACCCAUCUCCACACACCCAUGUAUUUCCUGCUUAGUCAGCUCUCUCUCAUGGACCUGAAUUACAUGUCCACUAUUGUCCCCAAGAUGGCUUACAAUUUCCUGUUUGGAAACAAGUCAAUCUCCUUCAUUGGAUGUGGAGUUCAGAGUUUCUUCUUUUUGACUUUGGCAGGUGCAGAGGCACUUCUCUUGGCAUCUAUGGCUUAUGACCGUUAUGUGGCCAUUUGCUUUCCUCUUCACUAUCCCGUUCGUAUGACCAAAAGUGUGUGUGUGUUAAUGACUACAGGAUCUUGGAUAAUGAGCUCUAUCAAUGCAUGUGCCCACACUGCAUAUGCACUCCAUAUGCCCUAUUGCCAGUCCAGGACCAUCGAUCAUUUCUUCUGUGAUGUCACAGCCAUAUUGGCUCUGGCAUGCACGGAUGCCUGGGUCUAUGAUUACAUAGUGUUUGUGUGCAGUACCUUAUUCCUUGUGUUUCCUUUCAUUGGCAUUACCUAUUCUUAUGGCCGGGUUCUCCUUGCCAUCUACUGCAUGCCCUCAUCAGAAGGGAGGAAGAAGGCCUAUUCAACCUGCAGUACCCACCUCACUGUGGUGACUUUGUACUAUGCACCCUUUGUUUACAAUUAUCUACACCCCAGAUCCUUCCAAUCUCCAACAGUAGACAAGGUUCUGGCUGUUUUCUACACUGUCCUCACCCCCAUGUUCAACCCUGUCAUCUACAGCCUGAGGAACAAGGAGGUAAUGAGGGCCCUGAGAAAAGUUACUCAGAGAAUAUUCUCUGUGAAAAUGUAGACAAGGUUUCUGCAUCAAUCUUCAAGCUGCAAGUGUCUGCCUAUUCUGCAGUGAAUUGCCAUGAAGAAAAACAUUAUUCAAAGCAUGAGGACAAGGUCUAAGGUUAUAUUAGAAGAUUUUAAAAAUUAGAAGUUUGAC